Messenger RNA from Phyllotreta striolata, 636 nucleotides. The record is from the annotation of a GenBank genome assembly. NCBI's taxonomy places the organism in Eukaryota, Metazoa, Arthropoda, Insecta, Coleoptera, Chrysomelidae.
UGAAUAUAUUAGGAUAUGUACUUGAUUAAGACAGUAUGGUGACUGAAAAAUGGAAAUUCUGAAAAUUCUCCGUUUUUAAAUAUGUACAACAUCAAAGGGCCCGGUAAAUUCGUCGCAAAGACCACAAGACGCGGAAUUCAACAAAACAUCGACAAUUUGAGGGAUUUAAAUAAAAACAAAAUCAGCGACAUUAACGAGAACGAAUUGAAAAAUGAACCAAAACUUGUUUUUGUGAAAAAAACACCGCCUCCUAGUCCUAAACACGAAACAAUCACACCACAACAUCAAGAGUUAAUUAAUUUCAUUAAUGAAUCAUGGAAUUCGGUUUGUGCGGAAUAUGAGCAAGACAAUUCUGACAACAAUGAAGGUGAGCCUGGCGUUUGCUAUUACGAGGAAGAACCCUGCUUAGCUUUGCAAGAAUUCAAGCCCUUCGAUUUGGAAUCGUGGUGGGGUAAACAACUAUACGACGCAUACGUUACGAAUUCUCCAUACCAGAAAAGUUGAAUUUUGACUUUAGAAAUUAGAUUUUAAUUACGACUAUGAUUACUACAUGAAACAUAAAUCGUUUUGUUUUAUAUGUUUCUCUAACUACUUAUUACUUAGUACAAUGUUUAUUAUGUUUAUGCAAUGUUUUUU